AUGAGCGCCCUGUUGGAGACUUCCCUGGGUGACAUCGUCAUUGACCUUUUGGUUGACGAGUCACCCAAGGCCUGUGAGAACUUCCUAAAGCUAUGUAAAAUCAAGUAUUACAAUUUCGCCCCCGUCCACAGUGUCCAGAAGAACUUCUCCUUCCAAACCGGCGACCCGCUUGGCCCUGACGCCCCCGAAAGCGAUGGCGGAUCCUCGAUCUGGGGCUUGCUGGACGGCCCAUCUAACCGCACCUUUCCAAUCGAUCUGCCAAAGCUCAAGCACACCGAGCGCGGAAUGGUGAGCAUGGCAACCGUUCCAGCCACAAACGAUCCCGACCAACGCCUCGCCGCCAGCCAGUUCUUAAUUACUCUGGGUGACAAUUUGGACUACCUAGAUGGGAAAGCGGCUAUUUUUGGAAAAGUGGUUGAGGGAUUUGACGUGUUGGAGAAAAUCAAUGAUUCGUUCAUUGAUGAUCGAGGUCGUCCCUUGAAAGAUAUUCGUAUCCGCCACACAGUCGUCCUGGAUGAUCCCUUUGAAGAUCCAUCGGCGCUAGUCGAGCCACCGGAGAGCCCGUUACCGUCCAAAGCACAAUUGGCAACGGUGCGGAUCGCGGACGAUGAAGAAUUAGAUGAUGAGAUGGAUGAGGAUGCCAUGGAGAAGUUGCGCCGGGAGCGCGAUGCUCGUGCCCAAGCCUUGACCUUGGAGAUGGUAGGAGAUCUACCAUUCGCAGAUGUAAAGCCCCCCGAGAAUAUUCUUUUUGUGUGCAAAUUGAAUCCAGUAACCCAAGAUGAGGAUCUUCAAUUGAUCUUUAGUCGAUUUGGAGUCAUUCUAUCCUGCGAGGUGAUUCGAGAUAAGCGUACUGGGGAUAGCUUGCAGUACGCAUUUAUUGAAUUCGACAACCAAAAAGACUGCGAACAAGCCUACUUUAAGAUGCAAGGUGUGCUCAUUGAUGACCAUCGAAUCCAUGUCGAUUUCUCUCAAAGUGUUUCUAAGUUGUCAGAGAGCUGGCGCAAUUCUACGGUCACCAAGCGCAGGCAGCGAGGCGGAUUUGGUGGUGUCGCCGACCUUGAAAAGAAACGCCAGUACCGAGUAUCUGAUGACCCUCGGGCGGAUGGACCCGACGAUAGCUACAAUAUGGUCUUUGAUAAAAACAAGCGCCGAGAUCGACCAGACGGGCCAUCUGGAUCAUCUGGGCCGCCCGCCGCUCGUGAGGAACGCCGUCGCAGUCCUCCCAGAGAUUCAUACAGGGACCGACGAGAUCAAGACCACCCUCGUCGCCGAUCUUCUAGCCGAAGCCCUGACCGAAGGGAUCGUCGAGACCGAGACCGCGAUCGCUAUCGUGACAAUCGUGGACGAGAUGAUCGGUAUGACCGUCGACGAUGA
This is a messenger RNA of Penicillium verhagenii, 1374 nucleotides long. Its product is annotated as PPIL4 family peptidylprolyl isomerase. The transcript is spliced from 4 exons. Lineage: Eukaryota; Fungi; Ascomycota; Eurotiomycetes; Eurotiales; Aspergillaceae. Gene Ontology annotation, biological process: protein peptidyl-prolyl isomerization. Gene Ontology annotation, cellular component: nucleus. The record is from RefSeq and is a predicted model, not a curated record. Gene Ontology annotation, molecular function: RNA binding; peptidyl-prolyl cis-trans isomerase activity. The coding region runs from base 1 to 1374 and encodes 457 amino acids.